This is a messenger RNA of Stylonychia lemnae, 1173 nucleotides long. Lineage: Eukaryota; Ciliophora; Spirotrichea; Sporadotrichida; Oxytrichidae. The record is from the annotation of a GenBank genome assembly.
AUGAAGUCAAUCGCUAUCAAGAGUUUAAUUCUCACUGCCAUUCCUCUCAGUGUAAUGUCUGUCCAAUCACAUCACGGUAGAAAUGUACUAGCUAGUGCUCAAGGUAACUACAAAGGAGAUAAUUAAGAUGAGUGCAGAUUAGAAGGUCCAAGAGGCCCUCAAGGACCAAAGGGUGACUGCGGUUUACAAGGUGCACCAGGACUUUAAGGUCCACAAGGAGAAAGAGGUGAGAGAGGUCUUCAAGGUCCACAAGGAUGUAAAGGUGACAAAGGAGAACAAGGUCUUUAAGGAUCUAGAGGAGAUAAAGGUGAGAAAGGUGAUAAAGGAGAAAAAGGCAAUAAAGGCGAUAAAGGAGAAAAUGGUGAGAAAGGUGAAAAAGGAGACAAAGGAGAUAAAGGCGAUAGAGGAUUGGUUGGUUCAACCGGUCCAGCUGGAUGUGACGGAAAGAAUGGACUUUAAGGACCUGCAGGACCCAGAGGUUGUGACGGUUCAAAGGGUGAUUGCGGUCUCCAAGGCGCUCCUGGACUCUAAGGCCCCAGAGGAAAUGAUGGAAGAAACGGCAGAGAUGGCUGCAAUGGAAAAGACGGCAAGGAUGGAAAAGACGGAAAGGACGGUUGCGACUGGAUUAGAUCUGAUGACGAAUGGUCUGUGUAUGGCAAUGACUUUGGCAGUGCAAAUCAAGAUAGAGAUCAUGAAUUUUAGAUAAAUGAAGAUUAUGAAGAUCAUCUUUUGAAGGGUCUUAUUUCUCAUGAAACUAAAACCGAUAACUGGGCUGAUAUUGACGGUACCAUUGUUCAGAAAUGCGGUUGGGACUACUUGAGAGUCGAUGACUAUACUACCGAUUUCUCAUGCUCAAAAUCAUACUUCAAUCAGUGUCCAGCUGGAAAAUUCAUCUGGUCUGUUUACAGAAACCCAAGCCGCAUUGAUGAUGAAGAUGCCGUAUACAAGGGUAGAUGCGCUCAAGUUAACACAUAAGAUAAGAAUCAUCUUAACGAGUACGGUAACUGUUACAUUCAAGAUACCCACAAGAAAUGUGAGAGAUUAGACAAAUGUAUGGCUACUGGUUAGGACUAUACCUGUCUCAAGGAUGGUUACUAUGUUGCUGGUUUCAAGAUCCAAAAUGACUGUGAUGACUCCAAACUUGUCCUUAAAUGCUGUGCUCCAUACAUCUGA